Molecule: messenger RNA, 4262 nt
Organism: Cryptomeria japonica (Japanese cedar)
Lineage: Eukaryota; Viridiplantae; Streptophyta; Pinopsida; Cupressales; Cupressaceae
Product: disease resistance protein RPV1
Exons: 2
Coding region: 169-3816 (1215 amino acids)
Biological process (GO): signal transduction; defense response to fungus
Molecular function (GO): protein binding; ADP binding
Source: RefSeq, a predicted model, not a curated record
UUUUUUAUCCCCCUUCUAAGACACAAGACCUCUCUUUUAUUGCUUAUUCCCCUACUCUUCUCAGCAAGAAGCCCUCCCUGUUGUUUAUUCUCCUGCCCUUCUCAGCAAGAAGCCCUCUUUUAUUGCUCUUCUCCAUUAUUAUUUCUGAGAUCAAUUCAGUCCAUUACCAUGGCAUCCACUUCUAGAGCUAGCACGAGCACGGAACCAUCUACUUCUGAGGAAUCUUUUCUCAGAUACAAUCCCCCGGCUCUUAAACUUGCCUUCCAAAAUGAUAAGAAGUAUCAUGUAUUUCUGAGUUUCAGGGGACCAGAUGUGAGAAAGACUUUUGUUGGCCAUUUGUUUGAAGCUCUCUCCUUUGCAGGACUAAACGUCUUCUUAGAUACUGAGAAAUUAGAAAAGGGGAAAAUCAUAGAUUUGAGCUUGGAAGCAGCAAUAGAGAGCAGUGCCAUACGCAUUCCUAUAUUUUCUAAAGGCUACGCAGAGUCAACUUGGUGUCUCAGAGAGGCUGCUGAAAUGUUGAGGACACCUGGCUUGAUCAUUCCUCUGUUUUAUGAUGUGGAUCCAACUCAUGUCAGAUAUCCUGAAAAGGGUUCCAGUCCCUAUUGCCCAUCGUUUGAAGAACAUCGCCGCAAGUCAUAUUACGAGAAGGAAGAGAUUGACCGGUGGAAUGAUGCCCUUAAUAAGAUUUGUUCUCGGUCAGGUUGGUCAAUGGAUAUAGCAGACGGCUUCGAAGCUCGACUAGUAAAGACAGUGGUGAAUGACCUCAUCAAUACAUUAGAUAGAGUGCUAUUACAAGUUGCCAAACAUCCAGUGGGAGUGGACAGCGUUAAGGAUGCCCUUAUUCAUAAAUUAAAUCUCGAUUCACUGAACCCUGUUAUUAAAAUUGGAAUAUGGGGCAUUGGUGGUAUUGGCAAGACCACAGUUGCCAAGGCCAUAUACAAUCAAGUUUAUACUAAAUUUGAGGCUACUUCCUUUGUAUCUAACAUCCGCACCACAGCUGCAGAGUCCGAAGGUCUUAUAAAACUGCAGAAAAUACUUCUCAAAGAUUUAGCCAAAUAUAAUUCAGAAGUGGACAGUGUUGACAAGGGCAAAUCUUUGAUUAGAGAGCAUUUGACCAGAAAACGUGUGCUGCUAAUUCUAGAUGAUGUGGAUUCUGUUAAACAAUUAAAUGCUCUGGUUGGGGAUUGGUUGGCCCAUGGUAGCAGAGUAAUUAUAACAUCUAGAGACAAACAUGUUAUCAAUGUUGCUGAGGUUUCAUCCGAAUGCAUCCACGAGAUGAGUGGUUUGGAAUUAAAAGGUGGUCUCGAGUUAUUUAGCUGGUAUGCUUUUCUUAGAGCACGUCCAAGUCCCAAGUACAAAGAUCUGUCCAAGAGAAUAGUAGAAGCUUGUAAAGGUCACCCACUUUCAUUGGAAGUGAUUGGGUCCUUCUUGUAUGAUAAGCAGGAUGAGACAGGUUGCUGGGAGGAAGCUGUUCACGACAUAACUCAAAAUUCAGAAAUUUAUGACACACUUUACAUUAGUUAUGAUGCCCUUAGUGAGGACGAAAAGGAAAUAUUCCUGGACAUUGCUUGCUUCUUUAUUGGAAAAGACAAAGCGUUGCCCAUUGUAUUCUGGAGCUCCCUGUACAAGAAGGUGCACACUGCUAUUUCUAAUCUUUCCAUGAGGUUAUUAAUAAAGAUUGAUGGCAGAGGAUUCUUUGAUAUGCAUGACCAUUUGCGAGAUAUGGGGCGGAACAUUGCUGAGAAAGAAAAAAAGGGUACCCGCAAAUGGGAGCCUAACGAUUCAAGCACUGUAUCCAAUGAUUUAUCUCGCCUUCAGCUCAUUGGAGGCAAUCCACGGAGGCUGGAAAUGCUUUAUACAGAAGGUCUUCGCUAUCUUCAUUUGCAAGAUAUGACCAUUCAAUGCACGACAAUGGAGACGCUGUUCUUGCCUCCCCAAAGUUUGAUAUGGCUAAGUUUGAAAAAUUGCUCCUUUGAAGUUAGUAUGGAAUUGGAUAGAGCAGUAAAGAAACCACGAUUCUCCAGGCAAUGUAUAACCGGUUGGUCUAGUUUGGAGCUUUCACUCUCUCCCCAAAUUUCACUUCCUAAGCUCUUUGAUAGCAAUAACAACCUGUCACAGCUGCGACUCCUGGUAUUGGAGGACUUGGUACGGUGUCACGACUUAAGUAGCCUCCCUGAUAGCAUUGGCAAACUAUCACAUCUGCAGCUCUUGAAGUUGCGAUACUGUCCGAACUUAAGCAGCCUCCCUGAUACCAUUGGUAACCUGUCCCAGCUUCAGAAAUUGGACUUGGGUAAAUGUUUUGGAUUACGCAGCCUCCCUGAUACCAUUGGUAACCUGUCCCAGCUUCAGAAAUUGGACUUGGGUUGGUUUAUGAGCAGCAGCCUCCCCGAUAGGAUUGGCAACCUAUCACAGCUGCAGAAAUUGGGCUUGUCAAUGUCUGAGAGCUUAAGCAGCCUCCCUGAUAGCAUUGGCAACCUAUCACAGCUGCAGGAGUUGGACUUGUCAGGUCGUGGCAGCUUAAGCAGCCUCCCUAAUAGCAUUGGCAACCUAUCACACCUGGCGAAGUUGGACUUGAAAGGUUGUAACAGCUUAAGCAGUCUCCCUGAUAGCAUUGGCAAGCUAUCACAGCUGUCGGAGUUGAACUUGCUACGUUGUAACAGCUUAAGCAGCCUCCCUGAUAGCAUUGGCAACUUGUCACAGCUGAAUAGAUUGCUGUACGAGUGUGUAAACUUAAGCAGCCUCCCUGACAGCAUUGGCAAGCUAUCACAGCUGCAGGAGUUGGACUUGUUAGGUUGUGGCAGCUUAAGCAGCCUCCCUAAUAGCAUUGGCAACCUAUCACAGCUGGCGAAGUUGGACUUGGAAGGUUGUAACAGCUUAAGCAGUCUCCCUGAUAGCAUUGGCAAGCUAUCACAGCUGUCGGAGUUGAACUUGCUAGGUUGUAACAGCUUAAGCAGCCUCCCUGAUAGCAUUGGCAACUUGUCACAGCUGAAUAGAUUGCUGUACAAGUGUGUAAACUUAAGCAGCCUCCCUGACAGCAUUGGCAAGCUAUCACAGCUGCAGUAUUUGAGCUUGGGAUGUUGUAACAGCUUAAGCAGCCUCCCUGAUAGCAUUGGCAACCUAUCACAGCUAGCGAAGUUGGACUUGGACUGUUGUAACAGCUUAAGCAGUCUCCCUGAUAGCAUUGGCAACCUAUCACAGCUGCAGAAGUUGGACUUGGACGGUUGUAACAGCUUAAGCAGUCUCCCUGAUAGCAUUGGCAACCUAUCACAGCUGCAGAAGUUGGACUUGUCCUUUUGUGACAGCUUAAGCAUACUCCCUGAUAGCAUUGGCAACCUAUCACAGUUGCAGGAGUUGGACUUGUUCGGUUGUGACAGCUUAAGCAUACUCCCUGAUAGCAUUGGCAACCUAUCACAGUUGCAGGGGUUGGACUUGACAAGUUGUAACAGCUUAAGCAUACUCCCUGAUAGCAUUGGCAACUUGUCACAGCUGAUUAGUUUGACACUGUGCGACUGUUAUAACUUAAGCAGCCUCCCUGACAGCAUUGGCAACCUAUCACAGCUGGAGGAGUUGGACUUGUUCCAUUGUAACAGCUUAAGCAUACUCCCUGAUAGCAUUGGCAACCUAUCACAGUUGCAGGGGUUGAACUUGAUAGGUUGUAACAGCUUAAGCAUACUCCCUGAUAGCAUUGGCAACUUGUCACAGCUGAUUAGUUUGAAACUGUGCCACUGUUAUAACUUAAGCAGCCUAGCCUCCCUGACAGCAUUGACAACCUUCUAUAGGUGCAGAACUUGUACUUGCAAGGGUGUGGGAGCUUAACCAGCCCUCUCUGAUAGCAUUGGCAACCAGCCACAGCUGCAGAACUAGGACGUGAGAUUAUGUAACAAUUUAGCAGCUUCUGAACUUCAGAUAGUGUGAAAGCUUAAUUAGCCUUCCGAAACCAUUGUCAACCUGACACAGCUGCAGCACUGAAACUUGAAUUGCUGUAUAGGCUUAAAUAACUUCCGGCAUCAUUGGCAAUCCGUCACAUUUGUAGUGCUUUGUCUUCAAAGAUGCUUUCUCACCUGUAGCAUUGAGGGAUUCUAAUUGGGACAUUUAUAGCCCUUUUAUAUGGGAGGUAAAUAUAGAUUUAUGUAUUUUUUACCUAUAAAAUUGAGCUCAGAGACAUCAAUUGAACAGGACGCGGAAUGCAAUGCAAAUCUCUGCUGAAUCUGCACCUUAACACGUCUUAUUAUUGAACGCCGAAUUAAAUUCUCUCAAGAUUU